This is a messenger RNA of Paraglomus brasilianum, 576 nucleotides long. The record is from the annotation of a GenBank genome assembly. Lineage: Eukaryota; Fungi; Glomeromycota; Glomeromycetes; Paraglomerales; Paraglomeraceae.
AUGACAGGAAGGAAGUCCAACAAUCUCAAAGCUCCUGGAAAGAAAUCAUAUCGGAAUCAAAGGCCGGAUAGUCCUUACGACUGUCCGCAAAGACAAAUUGACCCUUUCCAGCAACCAAAUUUUCGUCUAAAGCCGGAAGCGAAAAAGGGACACUGGACUCCGGAGGAGGAUGAAACACUCUUGCACAUUGUAAAAAGAUUUGGCCCAAACCACUGGGAAAAGAACUCUAUUCACCAUUCUACUCGGAACGGCAAGCAAAUGAGGGCGCGAUGGCUAUGUCACUUAAAAGAAGGAGUCAACAAAAGCCCAUUCACAGAAGAAGAGGUCAACACUAUUUACUAUAUGCAUGACAUAGAAAAAAAAGGAUGGGCCAAAAUUGCAAAAAGACUUGGCAAUGGACGCACGCCAAGCUGGUGUCAAAACGUAUAUCACAAUAUCGUCGCCAAGAAUCUUGAAAUUUAUCAAAAAUCUGCUAGCAGACGGUUGUCAGACAAAGAAAAGAUGGCGAUAGAUUCUCUUUUAACGGUGAAGCAUAUUGUUGAGAAUAAAAUGGACAUCAAAAUGUUAAUAGAAUAA